ACUCUGAUACGUAGAGAUCACAUUAACUGCCUCUUCAUCGUCGAUCUCUAAUAAUGAGACAAGGGUUUGUUUUUUAAGUUUUGGUCAUCAUCGAACUUCGUAUAAUGGCUGAGAUCUGAUCAACUAGUUAAAACGAGAAAGAAAUCAGUUAUUUAUAGUUCUAAAGCUGCUGGCGAUUCUAAAACGAGGCCUGUCCCAGUCCCAUGUCAUUUUGGAAUUCUUGAAGUAGCGGUUUCAACCCAACUUCUUGUUUUCUCCCUGAAGUUUGCAACUCUUACGUGUUUUGCUGAUUUCUAGGCUCUAGUUUGACACUGUUCCAAGUUCCAACUCUGACUCAUUUUCCCCAUACUGAAGAAGACUGGUAAGAACCAUCCAAACCCAAUUCGUGUGCUGAUCCCAACCAGUAAGAGAAAAUGAUAAUUGAUGAUGGUAAUCAGAUCUCUGCAUCAAAAAAGCAUCUCGUCUUUGCAUAUUACGUCAGUGGUCAUGGUUUUGGGCAUGCCACUCGUGUUGUUGAGGUUGUUCGACACCUCAUUUUAUAUGGGCAUGAUGUUCACAUAGUUACUGGUGCUUCACAAUUUGUUUUCACUACAGAGAUACAGUCUCCGAGGCUUUUCUUUCGCAAGGUUUUGUUGGACUGUGGAGCAGUUCAAGUAGAUGCUUUGACUGUUGAUUGCCAUGCUUCUUUGGAGAAGUAUUUCCAAACCGCAAUAGCCCCGCGAGCAUCCAUUUUGGAAGAAGAAGUAGAGUGGCUGAACUCCAUCAAAGCUGACAUAGUGGUUUCGGAUGUUGUUCCUGUUGCAUGCCGAGCAGCAGCGGAUGCUGGAAUUCGCUCAGUUUGUGUCACUAACUUUGGUUGGGACUUCAUCUAUUCAGAAUAUGUCAUGGCUUCUGGAUGUAAUUAUCAUUCCAUCAUUUGGCAGAUAGCUGAAGAUUAUUCUCACUGUGAGUUUGUCAUCCGCCUCCCAGGAUACUGCCCAAUGCCUGCUUUUCAUGAUGUUGUUGAUGUGCCCCUUGUUGUGAGAAGGUUGCAUAAAUCUCGAUCAGAGAUGAGGAAGGAGCUUGGAAUAGCAGAUAAUAUGAAGUUAGUUAUUUUCAAUUUUGGUGGACAGCAAGCAGGCUGGAAGUUCAAGCAGGAAUACUUGCCUCCCGGUUGGCUUUGCCUGGUCUGUGGUGCAUCUGGCAACCAAGAGCUUCCCCUAAAUUUCAUAAAGCUUGCAAAAGAUGUAUACACACCUGAUCUGAUAGCAGCAUCUGACUGUAUGCUUGGAAAAAUUGGAUAUGGCACUGUCAGCGAAGCUCUGGCAUACAAGUUGCCAUUUGUAUUCGUAUGUAGAGAUUACUUCAAUGAAGAACCUUUUCUCAGAAACAUGCUUGAGCACUAUCAAGGUGGUAUUGAAGUGACUAGAAGGGAUUUUCUCACUGGACACUGGGCCCCUUACCUUAAACGUUCAAUUAGCCUUAAGCCAUGCUAUGAGGGAGGCAUUAAUGGUGGUGAGGUGACUGCUCGUAUACUACAGGAUACAGCCAUGGGAAAAUGCUUUGCUGUUGAUAAGUUUAGUGGGGCAAGGAGAUUACGUGAUGCCAUAGUACUUGGAUAUCAACUACAAAGAGCCCCUGGUAGGGAUAUCUGCAUUCCAGACUGGUAUGCACUUGACGAAAAUGAACAUGGUCUAUGCACUACAUUGUCAAACACUGAAAUGAGGGAGAAAAACAAUCUUACAACGUUACAACAUCUUUCCAUUUGUUGUGCUAGAUGCAAUAAAGACUUUGAGAUUCUUCAUGGAGAUCUUCAUGGUCUUUCAGAUACAAUGAGCUUCCUGAAAAUCUUGGCAGAACUUGAUACUGUUCAUGAUUCAGGAAAGCAUACAGAAAAGCACCAAAGGUGUGACCAUCUUUCUGUUGCAGGGCUUUUUAACUGGAAGGAGGAAAUUUUCAUAGCUAGGGCACCUGGUAGAUUGGAUGUAAUGGGAGGAAUUGCGGAUUACUCAGGAAGCCUUGUUUUGCAAAUGCCUAUUAGGGAAGCCUGCCAUGUUGCUGUUCAGAGGAUUCAUCCAAGCAAACAGAAGCUAUGGGAACAUGCUCAAGCACAAAAGCUCGUGAAAGGACAAGAAUCAUACCCUGUGCUGCGAAUAGUUUCAUAUCGAUCAGAAUCAAGUAACCAUGGAACAACCUUUGAUAUGGAAUUAUCUGAUUUGAUGGAUGGCAAGGAGCCAAUUUCAUAUGAAAAGGCAAACAAAUACUUCACGAGGGAUCCAUCACAAAAGUGGGCAGCAUAUAUUGCUGGAACACUCCUUGUUUUGAUGACCGAGUUGGGUGUACGUUUUGCUGAUAGUAUCAGUAUAUUGGUUUCUUCUGCAGUUCCUGAAGGUAAAGGGGUUUCUUCUUCUGCAGCAGUGGAGGUUGCUACCAUGUCUGCAAUAGCUGCUGCUCAUGGACUUAACAUCACACCAAGAGAUCUUGCUUUGCUUUGUCAAAAGGUUGAGAAUCACAUUGUUGGAGCUCCAUGUGGUGUGAUGGACCAGAUGGCAUCAGCAUGUGGUGAAGCCAACAAACUUCUUGCAAUGAUCUGCCAGCCUGCUGAACUGAUUGGACUGGUUAACAUCCCCACUCACAUAAGAUUUUGGGGUAUUGAUUCAGGAAUAAGACAUAGUAUUAGCGGAACAGACUAUGGAUCUGUGAGAAUAGGUGCCUUUAUGGGUCGAAAGAUGAUAAAGUCUAUUGCAUCAUCUUUACCAUUCCAUUCAUUGUCAAUUGAUAAUUCUCAUGAGCAUGUGAACGGGAAAAUUUCUGACAACAUUGAAAAGGAUCAUGGUGAAAUUCUUGAAGCUGAAGCUUCAUUAGAUUACUUAUGCAACCUGUCUCCUUGCAGAUAUGAAUCAGUUUAUGCAAAGAGACUUCCUGAAUCCUUGCUUGGUGAGAAAUUCCUAGAGAAGUAUGUUGAUCAUGAUGAUGAAGUAACAGUAAUCGACCUUAAACGUUGCUAUGGAGUGAGAGCAGCUGCUCAACAUCCUAUCUAUGAAAAUUUUUGCGUCAAGGCAUUUAAAGCACUGCUAACAUCUCAAAGCUCAGAUGAACAACUUUCUGCACUUGGAGAGCUGAUGUAUCGGUGCCAUUACAGCUACAAUGCUUGUGGACUUGGUUCACAUGGAACAGAUAAGCUUGUAAAAUUAGUACAAGAAAUGCAGCACAAUAAAUUGUCUAAAUCUGGAAAAGGUACUUUAUUUGGGGCAAAGAUUACAGGAGGUGGCUCUGGUGGAACAGUUUGUGUCAUAGGAAGGAACUGCCUACGGAGCAGUGAGCAAAUUCUUGAGAUUCAGCAGAGAUACCGAAGUGCCACAGGAUAUUUGCCAUUCCUUUUUGAGGGCUCUUCACCAGGUGCUGGAAGGUUUGGGUAUUUGAAAAUCCGUAGACGCUUCAUCCCAGCUUAAGUUAGUGUGUGAACAUUGGCAGAAAGGUUUGAAAAGGGAACGCUUAUUUUAAACACCAGUUUCUUAUAGCAAGGAGGAUUUCUAUAUGAUUUUCUUCAAAGUGUUCAUAAAUGUUACAGUUGCAAUUAUUAGUGCACGUGGAAUACUUGAGCUCAAACUUGGUUUGUAUUGGAUUGAGAGAAAUGAGAGGAGAAAUUUUACGAAGUUCUGGGACGGGUUAUUCAUUCCAUACUCCCUUCUGUUUUGUAUGUUAAAUUAAGUUGGAAUUGUAGUUCUACCCAAACUCUUUAAUGCAACCCAUCAUUAGUUUACUGAUUUUA
Molecule: messenger RNA, 3751 nt
Organism: Nelumbo nucifera (sacred lotus)
Lineage: Eukaryota; Viridiplantae; Streptophyta; Magnoliopsida; Proteales; Nelumbonaceae
Product: L-arabinokinase-like
Molecular function (GO): ATP binding
Source: RefSeq, a predicted model, not a curated record